Messenger RNA from Diabrotica balteata, 1205 nucleotides. NCBI's taxonomy places the organism in Eukaryota, Metazoa, Arthropoda, Insecta, Coleoptera, Chrysomelidae. The record is from the annotation of a GenBank genome assembly.
AUUGUAUUAAGAUGUACGCUAAGUUUUUGGUUGUAUUAGUGAUAGCUGCUCUAGCUAGCAGUGAAAUUGUAAGAAUUCCUUUGAAGAAACAGCAAAAUAAUGGAGGAAGAAGAAUACGUAAUGUCGCAAGAAACAGACUACGCAGUAAAUUUGGAAGUCGAGGUGUAGUGCCUUUAGUCAAUGAAUACGAUCUUGAUUAUUAUGGAGAAAUUGGAGUUGGAACUCCCUCACAAAAGUUCAACGUAAUUUUUGAUACCGGUUCCACUGAUCUUUGGGUUCCUUCAUCCAAGUGCAAAGUCCAUGCAGGCCAAGCAAACGGCUGCCAAAACCACAAACAAUACGAUUCUAGCAAAUCUUCAACAUAUCAGGAAAAUGGCGGAUACUUUUCUAUCCAAUACGGAUCAGGAUCUUUGAGUGGUUUCCUAUCUCAAGACAGUGUAGAGGUUGGCGGUCUUCCUGUAAAGAAUCAAAUCUUUGCUGAAGCAACUGACGAAACCUCUCAAUCCUUCGUUACGAGUACAUUCGAUGGUAUUUUAGGAUUAGCUUACCCUCAGCUCUCAGAUCAAAAUAUUCCUCCAGUUUUCCAAAAUUUGAUUGACCAAGGUGUUGUAGACAAACCAGUAUUUUCCUUCUACCUCAGUCAAGAAGCCAAUGGCGAUAAAGGAGAACUAUUGCUUGGUGGAUCAGAUUCAAAGUACUACAAAGGAGAUUUUGCCUAUUCACCAGUAUCACAAAAACUUUAUUGGCAAGUUACUGCACAAGGUAUUUCUGUUGACAACCAUAACUUAUGUCAACGUGGAUGUGAAGCUGUUAUAGAUACUGGUACUUCUUUGAUCUAUGGACCAACCGAGGACGUUGAAGUUAUCAACAAGGCAAUUGGCGCAAAAUAUGACUACUCUCAAGGUGCCUACCUCAUUGAUUGCAAUACCGAUUUGAGUAGUCUUCCUGAUGUAUCUUUUAAAUUUGGAGGCAAGCAAUUUGCCAUACCUGCCAAAGCCUACAUCGUCAAAGAUGCAGAUAUUUGCCUAUCAAGUUUCUUGCCCCAGGAAUUCUUCCUCUCUGGAUUUGAAUGGUUGGUUGGAGAUUCAUUCCUGAAAACUGUUUACAGUGAAUUCGAUUUUGGCAACAACCGUAUUGGAUUUGCCGAACUUGCUUAAAUAUAUAUAAAUUUAUAAAUAAAUAAUAAGGCAAUAAUAAUAAUUAUU